This is a messenger RNA of Caenorhabditis remanei, 1008 nucleotides long. RefSeq lists its product as uncharacterized. The coding region runs from base 1 to 1008 and encodes 335 amino acids. The record is from RefSeq and is a predicted model, not a curated record. The transcript is spliced from 4 exons. NCBI's taxonomy places the organism in Eukaryota, Metazoa, Nematoda, Chromadorea, Rhabditida, Rhabditidae.
AUGAGUGUGGACGGCGUUGAAAUAGAAGAAUCAGACUGGUUCUUGCCGAUAGUGCUAAUCUCAGUUACCAGUUUUAUUGCGCUUUACAUGCUCAGACGCUUCUUGAAGGGUGGCCAGUUCACCGAACGAAUCUCCGCUAAGAAUAUGGUAGCCGUUGUCACCGGAGCGAAUUGUGGAAUCGGGUUCGAGACUGUCAGAGAGCUCAAUUUAAGAAAAGCUGAUGUGUACAUGUUGUGCCGUAAUGAAGAGAAGGCGAACGAGGCGAAGAGAAAACUUGUGAGAAUGGGAUGCGACGCGACACGUCUUCACUUCAUUGAAUGCGAUUUGACAGAUUUUGAAAGCGUUCGCCGAGCUGCGAGAGAGCUUCUCGACUCAGUUGGCACCAUCGAUAUUCUCAUUAAUAACGCCGGAAUUAUGUUCCAAAACAAGCAUGAGUUGACGAAGGAUGGACACGAGAAGACAUGGCAAAGCAACCAUCUCGGACCGUUCUUGCUCACUGAGCUUCUUCUCCCGGCUAUCAAGAAGUCCACCUAUGCCCGUAUCGUCAAUGUCUCUUCGCUUAUGCAUACGAGAUCUGGAAAAAUAAAUAUUGCCACUGUCGAUGAUAAGAAAUCAUUUGGAAUGAUGAAAUCGUACAGCCAAAGCAAAUUGGCAAAUGUGAUGCAUGCAAGAGCUUUGACAAAAGAAUUGAGAAAAGAUGGAGCCGAACAUGUCACUGCUAAUUCGGUACAUCCCGGAGGUGUUGAUACUGAGCUCACGAGAAACACGAUUCUGGUUUUGCCGGUUAUCAAACAGCUCAGCGCUCCAUUCAGAUGGUUCUUCUUGAAAACCAGCCGCGACGGCGCUCAAACAUCUCUCUACGUGGCACUCAGCAAGAAACUCGGUGGAAUUAGCGGAAAAUAUUUCGCCGACUGCAAACUCGCUAAGGAGAACCCACUGGCCCUCGAUGAUCAAGCAUGCCAGGAUUUAUACAAUUAUAGUCUUGAGGUCACUGGACUCGCUAAAUAA